Messenger RNA from Exophiala spinifera, 1266 nucleotides. RefSeq lists its product as uncharacterized. The coding region runs from base 1 to 1266 and encodes 421 amino acids. Lineage: Eukaryota; Fungi; Ascomycota; Eurotiomycetes; Chaetothyriales; Herpotrichiellaceae. The record is from RefSeq and is a predicted model, not a curated record. Gene Ontology annotation, molecular function: hydrolase activity. The transcript has a single exon.
AUGACCAAUCCCAAGUGUCGAACAGUAAAGACGCGCAUCCUACUUCUCUCGGACACACACGCCGCGUUGCCGGUAGACAAUGGAGCCGACGACGGCAAUAGCAGCAGCAGCAGCAGCAGCAGCAGCAGCAAGACAACAUUUCGAACGCCGUUCCACGCGCCGCUACCUUCGGCCGACGUCCUGAUCCACACGGGCGACCUGACCAUGACGGGCUCGCUGGACGAACACGAGCGGGCACUCGAGCUGAUCCUGUCGGUCGACGCGCCCCUCAAGAUCGUCAUCCCGGGGAACCACGACCUGACGCUCGACCGAGAGUACUACGCGCGCCACCACUCUCUGCACGCGCGGUACGCGCGGUACGACGACGCCACGCUGGACAGGAUCCAAGAGCUGUAUUCUGGCGCCGACGCCCGCCACGCCGGCGUCAGGUACCUCGUCGAGGGCCGCGAGUCGUUCAGGCUCCAGAACGGAGCGAGGCUGAACGUGUACGCGAGCGCGUGGCAGCCGGAGUUCUUCGACUGGGCCUUUGGAUAUCCCAGGACUUGUGAUCGGUUCAAUCUCGAUCUUGGUCCCGAUCACGCGAGCCCGACCGCCGCCGCCGCCGCCGCCGUCCCUGAGAAUCCCGUUCCGGACUUCGUCGGUGGUGAGCUCGGGCGCGACGACGACGACACAAGUGAGCGCGAGGGUGGAAAAGGAGACGGAAACGUCGACAUCGUGCUCACACACGGUCCGCCAAUGGGGAUCCUGGACAGGGUCGCGCGCACAGACGAGAGUGUAGGCUGCGUUCACCUCCGGAGGGCCGUGGGGAGGUGUAGACCCAGACUCCAUUGCUUCGGACACAUCCAUGAAGCGUGGGGCGCCGUGAGGAAGAGGUGGAACGACGAAGUGGUAGGCGGCCGGGACGACACAGGCACCAACACCACUCCCGGAGCAGGGUACGGCGGAAUGGAACAAGGCGGCGCGAGUACCCAAGGUGACAACCUCCGAGAGAGCAACGGUCAAUUCGACCCUGUACAUAACCCGACGACGGUGUACGACGAGUCUGGGUCUGGGUCUGGGUCUGAUGCCUCCGUCAUCACAGGCGAGAGCCUCGUCAAGCCCGGCUCUUACGCGACCCAGAUGGACAGGAUGGCUGCGUACGUGGACGCGACGGACCUCGAGCACGGCAAGGAAACCGUCUUUGUGAAUGCGAGUAUAAUGAAUCUACGAUACAGGGCUGUCAAUGCGCCAUGGCUCGUCGAUUUAGAGUUGCCUGUUGUAGAGUAG